Eimeria tenella is the source of this 498-nucleotide messenger RNA. RefSeq lists its product as uncharacterized. The record is from RefSeq and is a predicted model, not a curated record. The annotation marks the transcript as partial. The transcript has a single exon. Lineage: Eukaryota; Apicomplexa; Conoidasida; Eucoccidiorida; Eimeriidae.
CGGCUGCAGCUGCUGCAGCAAGAGGGAUCUGCUGCUGCUGCUGCUGCUGCUCACACUGCUGCUCCCGUGGACUUAUUGGUGGUGCUGUGGCAGCCUUUACUGAAGCAUGCUGCGUCCCUUCAGGCUGCCUUCACGGCGAAGCACGCAGCAGCAGCAGCAGCAGCAGCAGCAGAAGCUCCGCUGCUGCGACUGAGGCUGCUGCUGGCCUGCAUUUUGCAGCAGGUCCUUCAUAUGCAGCAGCAAACUGGCACGCUCCUGCAGCAGAAGCAGCAGCAGCAGCAGCAGGAGAUCCGCCGAGUCCUGUGCGUGUCUCUGGCCUUGGUGGAAGUUUGGCAGAGAGAGCAGCAGCAGCAGCAGCAGCAGCAAAAGCAGCAGCAAAGACGGCGCUGCUGUGAUGGGGAGGUGCAGCACCAGAAGCUGCUGUCAUCCCUACGGGGUUUGCUGCUGCAGCAGUUGCGCUCUGCUGCUGCUGCUGCUGCUCCAACAGCCACGUGUUAG